AUGGCUCCUAAGCAGGCGAGUACAGGUAUUGUUGUUGGAUUGAACAAGGGCCAUAUCGUUACCAAGAAGGAGUUGGCUCCACGCCCAUCCAGUCGUAAAGGGAAAACAAGCAAGCGUGUGCACUUUGUAAGGAACCUCAUCCGUGAAGUUGCUGGCUUUGCGCCUUAUGAAAAGCGAAUCACUGAAUUGCUGAAGGUCGGAAAGGAUAAGAGGGCACUGAAAGUUGCAAAGAGAAAGCUUGGAACCCAUAAGCGUGCAAAGAAGAAGCGUGAGGAGAUGUCCAACGUUCUCCGAAAGAUGAGGGCUGGUGGAGCAGGUGAUAAGAAGAAAUAA
Molecule: messenger RNA, 333 nt
Organism: Lathyrus sativus (Indian pea)
Lineage: Eukaryota; Viridiplantae; Streptophyta; Magnoliopsida; Fabales; Fabaceae
Source: the annotation of a GenBank genome assembly